This is a messenger RNA of Varanus komodoensis (Komodo dragon), 1300 nucleotides long. It is a transcript of the gene XAF1, whose product is annotated as XIAP associated factor 1. Bases 141 to 1193 code for a protein of 350 amino acids. The record is from RefSeq and is a predicted model, not a curated record. Gene Ontology annotation, biological process: apoptotic process. The transcript is spliced from 8 exons. NCBI's taxonomy places the organism in Eukaryota, Metazoa, Chordata, Lepidosauria, Squamata, Varanidae.
GCCGUUGAGCGCUCCGUCCGAGGAACGCUCCAGGGCAGCCUCCCCUCCCUCCAGAUGAGCGGGACUACAAUUCCCAACACUCUUAACUACGGAUACUGCUCUCUGGGGCUCCCUGGUGUGUAAAUCAGAGCGGCCGGAGAAUGGCCUCUCCCUGGCCCCCGCCCGAGAGCGCCUCUCCCCGCGGCGGUUCAGUUUCGCUUCUGUCACGGCAGGUCGCAGAAAUGAAAGUGAAAGCGGGCGAGCCUGGCGGAGCCAUGGAGGAGCCGAGGUGCCUUUGCGAGAACUGCAAGCGGGAGGUCGCUGCAGCCAACUUCUCGCUCCAUGAAGCUCAUUGCAGGCGCUUCCUCACCAUCUGCCUCCAGUGCGAGGAACUGGUUGCCCUGAAGGACAUGGAGAAGCACGUUGAAGAGGCACACCGGCAGGUCAGGUGCCAGCUCUGCCAUCAGCUGUUGCAGCAGUACCUGCUGGAGAGCCAUGAGGCUGAGGAUUGCCCAGCUCGGGUCUCCAGGUGCCACUUCUGUGAGCUGGAGCUGCCCCACAACAAGCUGCCAGGCCACCUGGAUGCGUGUGGCAGCCGCACCACCUUGUGCAAGGACUGUGGCAAGUAUGUCAUGAACAGAGUCCUCGAGUGCCACAAAGUCAAGUGCCUGGCCAGUGACCUGCUAAGAAGGGACCCUGCGGCACAGAACAAUUUGUGCCAACAGUGCGGUCAGUGGUUUCCAGAUGAGCAGUAUCUACACCAUCUGAACACGUGCACCCCACUUCCUCAGCUCCUGGAGACGCUCAGCACCAGCUACCCCACAAAGCACAGUCCCCCUCCCCUGAAGACUCUGCCUCCCCCCACUUUGGACACAGCAGCCGAGAAGGAUGUGCAGCCCAGGAGAAAGAACCAUGAGCCCCCACACCUCGUCAGGCACUCCCUGAAGACCCCCAAGAGCAAGAAGGGGGCCACCCACCUGGCCUUCACCUCCACCCUGACCUCAGCAGAGCCACAGUGCCUGGAUUCCACUGAUUAUGACCAGUUGGCGAGCUGCUCCCACUGCAACAUCCUCCUCCCAAGGCCCACCUUGCAAAAGCACCAGAAAAAGUGCCAGCGGGCGGCAUCCCUGCAGAGCCUUCGGCGGAGUCCUCGUUUUCUGGGAAAAGGAGGAGAGUCGCCGCAAACAGCCCCCGGAGAAGCCAGCUGGCAGUAACACCUCCCUGUGGCCGAGAGCUUCCUCUCCUGUCCUGUCCUGGCCUUGCAUGGGCCUCGCUCUGCCUCACUAAGAAUAAAGGAGCUACAAUUUGUGCCCAAGACUGA